Hibiscus syriacus is the source of this 624-nucleotide messenger RNA. RefSeq names its product 60S ribosomal protein L18a-like protein. Lineage: Eukaryota; Viridiplantae; Streptophyta; Magnoliopsida; Malvales; Malvaceae. The record is from RefSeq and is a predicted model, not a curated record. The transcript has 3 exons. The annotation marks the transcript as partial.
AAGAAGAAAAAAAGAGGAGAAACGAAUGAUGAAGGGAGAAACAGAGGUUCAGCUGUAGAUCAGCAGCAGCAGAAUCAAUAUGGAACAUUCCAAGGAAUGGCUAACUACCCUCCACGCCCUCCACGGCCGAACCAGCACCAUCAGCAGCACCGUGGGCAAAUGGGGUUUCCUCAGCUUUCUCCACCUACCUCUACCCCUCCUCAGUAUUACCCCCGAGGCUAUCAGACCGUGCCGGGAUACGUUGUCGAUGGAGGAGGACCCGAAAAUAGCCUACCACGCUGUGGCCUUGGUGUUGGAUGGUUCCUGUUUAUCAUUGGUUUCUUCCUUGGGGCCAUUCCCUGGUACAUUGGAGUCGUUAUUUUAGCUUGUUCACCGAUAGACUACCGAGAGAAACCCCAGAUAUGUUGCUUGCUCAAUUGGCAUAUCUUUUUUUUUCCAGUAUUUUUAUUUUAUUUUUCCAGUUUUAUGAAAGUCAUCUUGCAUUGAACUGAUUCUCAACUUAGCCACUUUUAUAUGCUUCUCAUGUAUUGGUACCAUGCUUUACCUUCAACGCCAAUAUAUUAUCUUGUACCGACUGUUUUCUCAUAUAGGCUAUAAUUUAUCACUAUAGGUCACAUAUAAGUU